GAUGCUGCGUGCGCUAAGUGCCUUCGUCCUGCUUGUCUAUUCUCUGGAAACCUCCAGGGCGGCAGUUGGGGAUUUGGAGACCACGCUGAGGCACUGCUGCAAUUUGGGCCGGCAGGAGUCACGUUGCUCCAACAUCGUGGCGCCGAAGGAUGUCCCGCAGGAGCACCUCAGCAUGUGCCUGACGGCCAUUGAGAUUUGCUGCGUCGAGGCAGACAGAGCAAAAGAGUGCAGUUUAGGUCAGGAAGACGCCAAGGCCAAACAGGACUGCAUCAUUUUACCAGGAACGACCGGCAGAUAUCGAAGGGAUUGCUGCAGUGCGUGCAAAUUAGGGAUGAUCGUUUCAUCCAUGGGGAUGACAUGUGCAAGUCAGGAGUUCCUCUUUGGAUCGCCGUGGAACGUGGCUUACAUGACCUGCUGCUCAGGGAUUCCUUAUACUGGCAGGGCAGUGCACGAGCCUCCUCGAAGUCCAUUACUUUCGAAUGUCGGUGGAAAUUUUCCCACUCAAAACCAUUUGGAUGACAGCGAAGAGGCUGAUGAUCUCUGUGACCAAUUUCCUGGCCAACUUUGCCAAGAUAUCUGCAUUCCGACCGAAGGCUCUUAUGUUUGCGCCUGCAAAACAGGUUUUACUUUGGACGCAGAUGGAAAAUCGUGCACAAUUUUGCCUCAAAACGACAGGUGUCGGUCAAACAACCCUUGCAGCCAGAAAUGCGUUGAUACGGGCGUUUCAAUUGCGUGCUCUUGCCUUCCUGGUUACGUGCUUGCCCCUGAUAAGAAAAAUUGCCAAGAUAUAAAUGAGUGCACCUCGGAAGACAACGUUUGCAAACUUGCGGGAAUGCAGUGUCGCAACGAAGUAGGCUCAUUCGUAUGCCUCACUCCCGACGGCUCGGUUAUGCAACCGGGAACGCUGCAGAGUCAAGCGGGUCACGACGAGCACAUCAAAGAAAGCGUCACUCAGACCUCAGUAGACAAUGAGGCCACUACCAAGUGUCCCCCUGGCUAUGUCGUCAACCAGACAACUCACUACUGUGAUGAUUUAAAUGAAUGUGUGUUGAGUAAAAAUAUCUGCGGUCUAAAUACUACUUGCGUCAACACUGUCGGCUCUUACUUUUGCGAAGAUGCACCGCCAGAGGUCGUUUGCAGUCCUGGCCUCAGGUUCAACAGCGAAAGUGGAAAGUGUGAAGAUGUGGAUGAAUGCUUAGAAGAGCUGGAUAACUGCAGAGAAAAAAAUGAAAAGUGUCUGAACACAAUGGGCAGCUACAUUUGCCACAGACCCGCAUCCAGACGUUGCCCAGCUGGUUUCAAAUAUGACAUUUCUUUGAGACAGUGCUUAGACGUGGACGAGUGCUCUGAAAAAAUUGACAGCUGCAAUAGGGAACAGGAGCAGUGUGUGAACACAAAUGGUGCCUUUGAGUGCAUCACAGAUCAGAGGCCAUUCACUGCGUGGACACCAGUGACGCCAACCCCUCGUCAAACAAUUGUGACUUCGCCUUCUGUGCCGGUUUAUUCAGUUCCGGCUCAAAAUUGCCAGCAGGGAUUUCAGUUCGAUGUCAAUUUAAGAAGAUGUAUAGACAUUGACGAAUGCUCCGAGAGGAAUGCGCCUGUUUGCGAUGGAGCUCAAGAUUGCGUUAACAGUCCUGGCAGUUAUACUUGUGUGUGCAAAAGAGGAUUCCAGCAAGACCCCAGUACUUUGGCCUGUGUUGAUAUUAACGAAUGUCAGCUUGACACACACGACUGCACGGUGGGCCAAAGGUGUGACAACACCAUCGGGUCUUACAAGUGUUUCAGGCUGACGAGCUGCGGCACAGGCUACACCUUGAACGCCAAUACUGGAUCCUGCGAAGAUGAUAAUGAGUGUUUGCUGAGAACUGACAACUGUGCCGAGCUUGGACCUCGUUACCAGUGCAGAAACACAGUUGGUUCGUUCAGGUGUGUGCCUAAAAUUUGUGAAGGCAAGAAAAUUCUUAGCGCCAGUGGCCAAUGCGUAGACCAGGCCUGUCCGUCAGGUUUUGAACCUAGCCUUCUUGGAAAAUGCGUUGACAUUGACGAGUGCAGACAAAAUGCAUGCCGUGAAAACGAAAAAUGCAUCAACACCCAAGGGUCUUACUACUGCACCCGCAAAUUGGACUGCGGACCCGGUUUUGAGAUGAACGAACACGGCAAUCAAUGUUUGGAUAUCGAUGAAUGCGCCAAGGGCACCCAUCAGUGCGCGUCAGGUCAGCAGUGUUUCAACAGACAAGGUUCUUAUGCAUGCCAAUGUCCCCCCGGCUAUCAGAUAAACCAAUUCACCAAACAGUGCGUUGAUAUCGACGAAUGCACAUCUUUAAGAGGAAACUUUCAGCUUUGUUCUGCGAAUUCCAUUUGCCAAAACACGCCAGGGGCAUACAGGUGUAACUGCAAAGAAGGUUUCCGCCAUGAAAACGAUGAUUACAAAGUUUGUCACGACAUCAAUGAGUGUGACAGCGGCCCUGGUUUGUGUCAGCACACUUGUUUGAACAACUGGGGUUCCUUCCGUUGCGCCUGCAACCCAGGUUUUACUUUACAGUCGGACGGAAGGUCAUGCUUCGAUAUUGACGAAUGCUCCGAGUUUAAAGACAGAAAUCUCUGCGUCGGAAUUUGUCAAAACACGCCUGGCAGCUACAAAUGCCGCUGCCCUGAAGGUUAUAAGUUGGGCUCUGAUGAACGAACUUGCAUUGACAUUGACGAGUGUUCGGCCAAUUCGGGUGUUUGCCGUUCAGACCAAGUGUGUCUGAACACAAGAGGGUCAUACCAGUGCAACAAUGUAUACUGCCCUCCAAACUACUCAAGAGAAACGGAUCACAAAAACCGGUGCAAGAAAAAUUCCUUUUACUGCCGAGAUGGCGAUGCUGAAUGCAUGAAGGAGCCUCAAACAAUAUCAAACAACUAUAUGACUUUCGUUUCCAACAUUGGAAUUCCAUCUAUCGGCUACCUCGACCUGUUCACAAUGCGGGGCCCCAUGUGGCAGAGCACGGCCGUGCGCUUUGACCUGCAGCUGGCCAACGCCAGGGCACCCCAGCACGUACCCACCGUUACCAAAGACUUUUUUAGAAUCCGCAGACAAAGUCACAAUCAAGCAAUUAUUUCGAUGGUGAGGAGCAUUAAAGGACCACAGCAAAUCGAAUUGCACUUGACCAUGGAUAUUUUGCACAAUGGCGUGUUUAGUGGGACAGUGUUGGCCAAACUGUUCAUUGUGGUCUCUGAACAUGAAUUCUAAAGAAUUAGAUUUUAUUCCAUCUAAAAAUAAUAAUAUUAAUCUUGAAAUUCGUACACAUGUUGUGUUUAAUAAAAUUUUCUAAUCUAAUCUAAUCUUGAAAUUAAAAGAAAAGU
Messenger RNA from Neocloeon triangulifer, 3345 nucleotides. Its product is annotated as fibrillin-1-like. Gene Ontology annotation, molecular function: calcium ion binding. NCBI's taxonomy places the organism in Eukaryota, Metazoa, Arthropoda, Insecta, Ephemeroptera, Baetidae. Bases 2 to 3232 code for a protein of 1076 amino acids. The record is from RefSeq and is a predicted model, not a curated record. The transcript has 22 exons.